Molecule: messenger RNA, 1500 nt
Organism: Lathyrus oleraceus (garden pea)
Lineage: Eukaryota; Viridiplantae; Streptophyta; Magnoliopsida; Fabales; Fabaceae
Product: beta-glucosidase 10-like
Exons: 15
Coding region: 1-1500 (499 amino acids)
Biological process (GO): carbohydrate metabolic process
Molecular function (GO): beta-glucosidase activity
Source: RefSeq, a predicted model, not a curated record
AUGCAGAUCUAUUUCACUAAAAAAAUCUUGAUGAUUGCAAAUCUUCCUUCUAAGCAUAAGGCAAUUUCACAUCACUUAUCUGCAUCACAGAUCGUAGAAGCAACAACGUCUAAUCCAUAUGAUUCAAUAUUAAAAUUUUUAAAUUCUUCAAACUUUCCAAGUCGUGCAUCAUUUCCACAAGGCUUUUUGUUUGGUAGCGGGUCUUCUGCCCUACAGAUUGAAGGAGGAUGUAAUGAAGGAGGAAGAGGACUUGGUAUAUGGGAUGAUAUAUUGUUAAUUCAAAAAAGAAUUCUAUCUAUUUUGGAAGAUAACCUCCAAACUUUAGUGCUUCAUUCUAAUCAUUUUUCUUCUUCUUUACAAGCAGAUGUAUAUUUAGAUGUUGAUAAAUUUCCAUUAAAAAUUGAUCAUUACAACCGAUAUAAGAUAGUUAAUAUUUUAAUGAGAAUGAAGGAGGAUGUGCAACAUUUGAAAAAACUUGGAAUAAAUUCUUAUAGAAUGUCAAUUUCUUGGAGUAGAAUAAUGCCGGAUAUUGAACCUUUCGUGGGUAUCAUACACUUCGAUUAUCCAUUAGCUCUUAAGCAAAAGUUUGGAGGCUUCUUAAAUCGCUCAAUUGUAAAAUAUUAUAAGGAUUAUAGUGAACUCUUAUUCAAAACAUAUGGAGAUCGAGUGAAACAUUGGACUACAAUCAAUGAGGCAGAAGUCACAGCUAUAUUUCAUUUCAUGUUCAACCUUGAUAAAGAAAUACAAAGGGGAGAAAUUGGACUUGCUCUUUCAUCAGGAAGAUAUGCUCCCUACAGUUCUAAACUAGAAGAUGUGGUUGCUGCACAAAGACUAAUGGAUUUCUAUUGGGGAUGGAUUUUAGAUCCAGUCUUCCAUGGAGAUUAUCCACAAAUAAUGAAAAAGCUAGUGGGGAAUAGGUUGCCUAAAUUCACUAAAAAGGAAAAACACUUGUUAAAAGGAAGCACAAAUUUUAUUGGAAUCAAUUAUUAUACUUCUCAUUUUGCUAGACAUGAACCAAAUAGAACCAAGAUUAUGUUUGACAAUUAUGAUGCUUUAGCUGUUUCAGAAGUUUUUAAUGCAGAAGGAAAAACUCUUGGUUAUAAGGAUCAAUAUAGUGGGAGCAAUGUUUAUCCCGAAGGAUUAUAUAAUAUGUUAGUCUAUAUUAAGAAAAAGUAUAAAAAUCCCAAAAUCUACGUCACUGAAAAUGGUAUUUCUUCUUCAAAAAUUCCAAAUCCUUUGAAGGAUGAACACCGAAUUGCUUAUAUUGCUGCACAUAUAAACGCUACUAAAGCGGCAAUUGAUGAUGGCGUAAAUGUCCAAGGUUAUUUUUUGUGGGCAGCAUUUGAUACAUAUGAAUUUCAAGCAGGCUAUUCUGGAAAUUGGGGUCUUUAUCAUAUUGAUUUUAAUGAUAAUCUCAAACGCCUACCAACGGACACAGCUAAUUGGUACAAGAAAUAUCUCACACAUAAUUUUAGAAAACUAAAUUAUCUUAUUGAUUGA